This is a messenger RNA of Exophiala aquamarina CBS 119918, 1536 nucleotides long. RefSeq lists its product as uncharacterized. The transcript has 6 exons. Gene Ontology annotation, biological process: transmembrane transport; carbohydrate transport. Gene Ontology annotation, molecular function: carbohydrate:proton symporter activity. Lineage: Eukaryota; Fungi; Ascomycota; Eurotiomycetes; Chaetothyriales; Herpotrichiellaceae. The coding region runs from base 1 to 1536 and encodes 511 amino acids. Gene Ontology annotation, cellular component: membrane. The record is from RefSeq and is a predicted model, not a curated record.
AUGUCAUCCAACCGAAUCCUGAAAUAUUUCAACAAAAACCUCGCCCUAGCUUUCGGUGUGAUCGCCAUCUCGACAUUGAACUAUGGAUUUGACAACGCAGGGUACGCCACAGCACAGGCGAUGGAAGCAUUCCAACACCAGUUCGGAGAGCUUGACCUCAAGACCGGCCGAUAUCGCUUACCUACCGUCUGGCUUUCGCUCUUUAACAGCUUAAAUUUUAUUGGGUUCGCAGCUGGCGUUGCUAUUGGCAGCAUGGUGAGCCAUCAGUGGGGCCGACGAUGGUGUAUGUUCAGUAUGAGUGCCUGGGCUUUGAUACCAGCAACCAUAGCCAUCACCUCAUCAAGGCGGGAACAAAUUAUGGCAGCUCGAGUUCUUAAUUAUAUAUAUACCGGGAUGGAGCUGGCGGUGGUACCAGUUUAUCAGUCCGAGAUCAUGCCAUCAGCCAUUCGAGGGUUUUCUGUUGGAUCGUACCAACUGAGUUUAAUGUCUGGCACUCUCAUCAUAAAUUGUAUAUGCAGAGGUACGAGCGAGCUGAGUGGGAAUGCGUCUUGGAAAAUUCCUCUCGGCUUAUACUACGUCGUUCCGACCAUAGUCAUGGUCAUGAUCUUCAAGAUUCCCGAGUCACCUCGCUGGCUUUUAACAAAGGGUCGAGUUGAACAAGCUCGAGAGUCGCUGAGCAAGCUUGGAGGGGAGAAACUGGGUGCCAAUGAGAUCGAAACACAUCUGUCUGCUCUCCAGUAUGCUUUGACACUAGAAAGUGAGAAGGGAAAUUACAUGGAGCUAUUCAAGGGUGUCAACAUUAAGAGAACCGCAAUCGUACUGGGAAUGAACUUUUUCCAGAUGGCUACUGGUCAAGCAUUUAUUUCAACGUACGGUGCUAUCUUCAUUCGCGGCCUUGGAGGCGUCAAUCCUUUCAACAUGACGGUCAUAAUUUCAAUCUGCAACAUUGUUGUCGUUUGCGUGGCUCUAUAUUUCAACGAUCGCGUUGGACGACGACCACUCCUAAUGAUCGGAACCGUGUGGCAGUUUGUCGCCAUCAUCAUUCUAGGCUCGCUUGGAACAAUUUCGGAACCCUCUUCCCAGGCUGUGAAGAUCGCGGUGGUCUCCAUGAUGACAAUCUUUUCAACGGGCUACGUCUUUGCUUGGGCACCGCUUACAUUCGUUGUAACAACCGAAGUCCCCGCCCUCCGCCUUCGCGAUGCAUCUCAACGGACGGGGUCGAUUGUUAACGUCAUCACAAACUUCGUCGUUUCGUUUACCAUUCCAUACCUCCUUUACGAGCCAUACGCUGCCUUGGGUUCCAAAGUUGGCUUCAUUUUUGGUGGUAAUCUGGUGUUAGCCUUCAUUUUCACAUACUAUUGUGUUCCGGAAUGCAAGGGCAAGUCCUUGGAACAGAUCGACCUCUUGUUCAAUCAGUGCGUGCCACUGAGAAGCUUUGGGAAAAGCCCAAACUUUGACCAGGUGGAGGAGAGCUUGGACGAACAAAAAGAAAAUACUGGAAAAGGGGGGGUAGCAAAACACGAGGAAGGGGUCUAG